GUUUGCCUGAUGUCGAUCCGGUAACACAAACAGCCCGACAGCAUGACCCCACUAUUCAGUGACCAAAGCUCCAAGAAGCCAUGAGAACCAUGCCCCCGCCGGCGCGGCGAGCUCCAUGCCCUACCCACGCCACGGCCGCGGCGCCGCUCCGAAGCCGAAGGGCCCCACCCCAUCUCGCCGGCAGCGUUCCGUGGGUUGGUUGCGCCCGCGCGCACCCCCUCCAGCUGCGGCGCCGAGCCGGAGAGGCUGCUCGAUCGAGGCCGAUGCCGGCGGGGAGGAGUACAUGCCGUGCGGGAUUGGUUGGUGUUCUCGGAUCGCGGUUGCCAUCUUGUCCCCCCAACUCCCCCUUUUCCUUGGGCGAUGCGGUCAAAUCUAGGGAAAGGUGCAGACCCAUGCUCGCUCGCUGAUUCCUCAUGCUUAAUUAAUUUUCGUCCUACUGCUUUAAGCUGCGCAUUCUGAUUCUGCAAUGGCUCAAUUGGAGAAAUUACUUCGUGUUUUCCCUCUAGUAACUCUGGCAUAUUGUGUUACUCUAGUUUGUUCUGUAAUGUUUUUUACACAUGGCCCUCUUGCUUAUAAGCAAUUAUUACAAAUUAUCAUUCUAGUAGCAAUGAUCUGAAAUUCCAAGGUUUUACUCACGCCUCCUGUGUUUCUUCAAAUACGUAUUUUUGCAAGGAUUCUUCAGUGAAGAGAAGCACGUCAGAAGAUGGCGUCAGCACUCCACCACAAGAUACUGACAGAAUCUUCAACAAGCGCUCUCUGUCUGGGUAUUGUUGUGCUCUCUGAAGGAAUUGAUUCUAGCAUAUGUACUUUUAUCUGCACCUAUCUGAACAACUUUUCAGUGUGAUUCUUCUUUCCACAAAAGAUAUGAUGCCAUUACAAGACUCACUAGUCUCAGGCCAUUAUAGUGUUCUGUUCAUCUGCGCACAUCUGUGCUCAUUUCUUUGGGCUUGGUUGCUACUUCUCUGCAGAGGUAUCGGCUUGUAGAGAGAGCUCCUCUUGCAAAGACUUCUGGAAAGAGCACUCUGGUAUCUUGUUCCAUUGGCUCCCCACCAUUUAUUCUUAUUGAAUUUGGCUAGAUGGCUGGUCAAGAUCAUGAGCAAGAUGAUAGGAGUGGUCACAACAUCAGCAGCAGGUCGUGUCAAAGAUGCGAGCACUGCUAUGCACAUUAUUAUUGGUGUCAUCUGGAUGAUACCAGGAAGUAUUUCUUCGAGUGCAUGGUUGGCGAUUUCCAUGAAAAAAUGGUAAGCCCUGGUGAACAUACCCUUUCUCUAAAAUGGAAUGCCAUCCUGCCCAGAAUUAUAAACGUUUUUUCCUUACUUUUUUUUUAUUGUAUUUUGUUCCUGCAGAUCAUACCAAGGAAGUUUGUGGAGAAUUUCAAAGGUCAGAUCGCUGAAGUUAUCAAGCUAGAAGCUCCUGACGGAAACAUAUACAAUGUUCACACUAUCAAGGAUCUGAACAAGAUACACCUUGGAUCUGGAUGGGCAUCAUUUGCCAACUUAUACGAACUAAAAGAGGGCUACAUGCUGGUGUUCAGGUACAUCAGGGAUUCCCACUUCAAAGUUCUAAUAUUUGAUUAUGGAAGUUGCUGUGAAAAAGAAGUGUUCCACGUUGUCAUGAACCGUGGCGGUCCUGAUGCCCAAGAAGGCACUCAUCUUGAUCAAUCGCCACCAAGAAGAUCCCAAGAUGGUGGGCCAAGCAACGGUGAGUCCCAUCGAAGAUGUGAGUGGUGCGAUGCACAUUACUAUUGGCAUCACCUAGAUGAUAGGCAGAAACAUUUCUUCAGGUUCAUGGUUGGCAAUUUCCGGCAAGAAAUGAGCAUUCCAGAGAAAUUUGUGAACAAUUUCAGAGGGCACAUCUCUGAAGUUAUCAAGGUGGAAGCUCCUGAUGGAAAUGUAUACAGCAUUCAGGUUACCAAGGAUCUGGACAAGAUAGUCCUUGGAUCUGGAUGGGCAGCAUUUGCCGAUACUCAUGAACUAAAAGAGCAUGACGUGCUGGUGUUCAGAUACAUUGGGGAUUCUCACUUCAAAACAAUAAUCUUCGAACCAAAUGGCUGCGAGAAAGAAUUAUUCCAUGUCGUCAUGAACCGUGCUUGUAAUGUCGGAGAAACGGGCAUUUUCUGUGAUCAGCCAGUUCCCAAGGAAGCAAGAUGUAGAUACGGUGGAUCACACGACAACGACAAUAGGAAAAGUAAGAAGAAGACUCCACUGCACUUGCCUUCACCGAGAUCAGCUGAAGGUGUCGCGUCUUCAGAGGACAUCCAGGACACCAUGAAUUCGUGUGGCCUUCAGGAAACUGCAGAGCCUCUCUAUGUCCUAGCAAAAGAGUGCAAUCUGACUACAGAGCAGAAGGCAGAAGUCGGUGCGCUUGUGAAGAAGAAUAGGCCUGGAGUUCCAUUUUAUAUUACAGCUUUGAACAAGACUAGUCUGUCUGAAUCUCUGGUCAUAUGCAAGGCUUAUGCUGUGAAACACCUUCCGCAUGAAGAUCAACCCAUCACACUGUGCCAUCCUCAGAGCAGCAAAACAUGGGAUGCCAGUUUUAGGGUUAUUAUUUAUGGUACAUCUAUCCUUCCAUGCAUAACUUCUACUGGAUGGUUGGAGUUCGUUCAAGAUAGCAAAUUGCAGGAAGGUGAUAUCUGUAUAUUUGAAAUAUCGAAAAGCGACGGUAGAGUGAUCAUGGUAAUUCAUUCUCUUGAAGGAGGCUAUCACCCACCAAGUAAAGAGCCUGAAUCUCAAAACAAUUGCGAACAUCUAGUUAAGGGUGAGGCGACUGAUCAGGAUGAGGAGAGUGACGAUGAACAUGCUGAGCCUGACUGUUACUACUCAAGGUUUGCCAAUUACCUGACUGCUGAGGAGCAAGAGGAGAUAUUCGGGUUGGCAUCGAUCCAGCUGGGCAACCCUGUAUAUGUCACUGUCUUGUGCAAGUCUCACGUUCGUGGCAGCAACAACAUGCUGGUCAUCCACAACCAGUUUGCGGCUAAGCACCUUGCGGAGAGAUCCCACGACAUCCUGCUCCUGUGACCUAACAAGGAAAGGAAUUGGUGCGUGAAGUACUACUACGACGCGAGGUGCACUCGGGGCUUCAACAGCACACCCUGGGCUAAGUUCGUCUGAGAGAACAAGCUGCAGGAGGGCUAUGUCUGCGUCUUCGAACUGAUGAAAGGUGCACGGAUCAUGAAGAAGCUGGUCAUGACAGUGCAUGCGUUCCGGAAGGUGGGUGGCAGGUUCAAUCUGCUGGGCUAAGUUAAUUUGCUAUCUUUAGCUAUCUAGGUUCCUCCUAGCGGUACCGAUCCUGCGUAACUUGUGGUCGACGAAUAAUGGAUGUUGUUGCCACUGUGCUGGGAGCUGAACUGGGAGUAGCUUCUGUAUGAGGGGUUGCAGUUUUGUAGCCUAAAGCUAAGUUCUUGUGAUGUAAGUAUGGUUCCAGUAGAACAAGUUGACCUGUGUGGGAUGUUCAUUCUCUUCUGGACUCAUGCCUGCUGGCUUAUCAUCCAUGAGCAAGAUUUCAUAACUGAAUAUUUUGGUAAGGACGGAAUGACAAUAAUACAGCACAUGGAUCCACCGACAGGGUUAAUGUACACAAUAUAAUGUGUCUUCUCAA
This is a messenger RNA of Brachypodium distachyon (stiff brome), 3597 nucleotides long. RefSeq names its product B3 domain-containing protein Os12g0591400. The transcript has 8 exons. NCBI's taxonomy places the organism in Eukaryota, Viridiplantae, Streptophyta, Magnoliopsida, Poales, Poaceae. The coding region runs from base 1077 to 3017 and encodes 646 amino acids. Gene Ontology annotation, molecular function: DNA binding. The record is from RefSeq and is a predicted model, not a curated record.